CUCAAGCGCCGUUUGUGGGAACCUUCGCCAUGGCUUCCGAAGCUUGUGCUGGCCGUGGAAGCUUCCAUGCAGCUGCUGGUGCGUGAGUUUGCGCCCCAUGGAGGUGCUGGGCGUGCUGCGUGCAGCAAUUGCCGGACUCCGGCAUGAGGAGGCGGAGAGGCUUCUCGAGGGGCCGGAAGCGGAAGCUCUGCUGAAUGCGGAUGACGAUGGGCAGACGCUGCUGCACCAAUGUGCUGACUCGCUGGGCGGUGCAGACGACAUCCAUGGUCGAGGUCAUCUCAUGGUGUCGUUGCUGCUGCGCAAGGGCGCCAAUCCUUGCAGCCUCAACAGCCUGGGCGAGUCGCCGCUGACCUUGGCAGCUCGCGCAACGGCCUGUGCCUUCGCAACAGCCCAUGAGGAGUUGCCAAGAGACAGGCUUUUGCCGGUACGUCGGUUGCUGGAAGCCAGAGCCGAUCCUGAUGCAGCAGAUGACCUCACAGGUGAAACUCCACUAAUGGAGGCGGCUUGCGGCGGAGACUCUGAGCUGUGCCAGCUGCUCUUAGAGUCAAACGCCGACCCAACCAGGUUGAGCGCAGCUGGCAAGCUGGCUCGAGACUUCGUUCCGCCGGAUGACCCUUGCAGAGAAGCCCUGCUGGUUUUGCUGGCGCCGCGCCCCUCACAGCCCAGCGUGCCAGAAGAGCAGCAGAAGCUCCAGCUGCGGCAGGCCGUGCUUGGCUCGCAGCCAGCACGGGCACGGCAGCUCAUCAGGGGCCUGCCGGAGAUUUCGGCCGCCUGGUCCAUACAGGAUGAGGAUGGCAUGAGCCUCCUGCACCUGGCGGUUCUCACCCAGCCCUCUGACCGAGUCUUCGCAACAGUGGCGUUGUUGCUGCAGUACCGCGCGGAGGUGGACGCACGCAACCUGCUCGGGGAGACGCCGCUCAUGUUGGCAUGUCGCGCCGCUAUGGAGCGGCCUGAGGGGCAGACAGGGCCAUGGCUGCGCCCCGUGCGCAAGCUCUUGGAGGCGCGCGCAGACCCCGAUGCUGUAGACUUCUCCGGGGAGCCUCCGCUCAUCGAAGCCGCGUGCUGCGGAGACCUGGAGCUUUGCCAGCUGCUGCUGGAGGCCGGCGCCGACGCCGGCCCGCAGAGCACCGUGGGCAUCACUGCCCUGGGCUUUGCGGAGGGUGAGGGGCACAGAGAGGUGGCGGAGCUUCUCAUGCGGCGCCUGGACGUGAGUCCUGCCAAGGAGCCGCAGAUCAAUGGCUGGCGCGGAGUCCAGGAUUGCAAAGAGUUCAGCACGCUGCUUAAAGCAAGCCUUUUCAAGGAGGGAGAAGAAGAGGUGGGACAUACGGGCCAAAGCAUUGUUGAAGAACAUCAGGAAGCAAAGCAAGUGCUGCAGACAGAAGCCAAGGUUGAAGCGGAGCACGAAGAAGAACGGCAUGGUGCGGAAGCACGUCAAAAAGCAGAGGAAAGGCCACGGAUGGAUGCAUCGCCUGCAGAAAGGCAAGCAGCAGAAGCCAUUUGGAAGGAGAGUGUGGAAGGAGAAGCGAGCGCCAAGGCAAAGGUGCAGGAGACAAGCGAUGAGUCCGUGGAAGCGGAUCCCGGAAGGAGUGAAGAAGAAGCCCAUGGACUCCCCAAGGGAAGUGAAGGUGUUGAGCUGGUGCCUGCUGGGCAUUCUGGGCCCAUCCUGCAGAAGGAAGUGCCGCGGGCGCGAGCCCAGGAGGCAACGCCCAGGCUGGCACCAAAGCCGCCCCCUGCGCCCGUGCCAGCGCCAGUGGCGCCGGCCACACAGCCUGCGCACCCAAAGCUGGUGCACAAUGCACCGAAGGUGCCUCAUGGCUGGGGAUUCGGGCCAUACACGGGAUAUCGUGCACCCAUGGCCAAGCAGGCCCCAGAGGCAACACGGCUGAACUCGCCGUAUGCCUACUCAAAGCCAGUUGCGUCCGCGAGACCUCAAACAAAGGCAACAGCAAAGGCCAGAAAUGUGAAGCCCAAACCCCCCGAGCCGGAAAGCGAUGAAGAGACUGACUGCGGGCCCCGCGUGCGGAAAGCCAUGGACCAGUUCCCAGGCUACAGCGGGGAGAUGCCACCGGUGGAGGCGGAAACUACAUGGUCGGAUCAGGACCUAUACAACUACUUCUUUUCCAGCGGCUUCAUCAAGCCGAAGAAGAAGACCGGCAAGCCGAAGCCGACGCCGCAGCAGAUGGAGCAGUACUACCACGUGCUGAACCUAAGGCCCGGCGCCAAGGCUGCGGCCGUGAAGAAGUCCUUCCGGCAACUGGCCCUCCGCUUCCAUCCGGACAAGAACCAAGACAGUCCGGAGGCAACCAUGAAGUUUCAAGAGAUCACAGAGGCUUAUGAGGCGAUUUGCCGAGCGCUAGAAUGCAAAGGGAUGGCGGACACGCAAAAAAAGAAGUGGAUGGACGAAAUCCGUUCGCACCACUUUGAAACCAUGGGAAGCCAUUGCUUGUUGGUACUACCGGGGAAUCGUCAUUCAGGGUUUCUUUGGUGGUGCAGGAUUUCGUCCAUCCACAGUAUGUCAAACAUGCACAUGUCUGAUUCAAUUUGGAUGCUUUGCCCCGAGUGCUCGCAAGACUGCGCAGGCGCUGCCACUGUGCGGGUGUAUGACGCCGGGCGGCCCAGAUGGCGGAGAGCCUGCCACGUGAUAUCUAGUGGGUUUAGCACAAACACAUCAAGCCUCUGGGCCGAUUCAAGGUUUCCUUUCAACGAGCAAUGCAGGGACCUGUGUCGUGCGGAUUUGUUUGAGGCCAAAGCUCGUGCCUAG
This is a messenger RNA of Effrenium voratum, 2761 nucleotides long. The record is from the annotation of a GenBank genome assembly. Lineage: Eukaryota; Dinophyceae; Suessiales; Symbiodiniaceae.